Ornithodoros turicata is the source of this 1116-nucleotide messenger RNA. RefSeq lists its product as uncharacterized. The coding region runs from base 1 to 1116 and encodes 371 amino acids. The transcript is spliced from 2 exons. Lineage: Eukaryota; Metazoa; Arthropoda; Arachnida; Ixodida; Argasidae. The record is from RefSeq and is a predicted model, not a curated record.
AUGGGCUCUAUGGGGAACUGUGGGAGCCUCAUCUGGACGAGGAAGGCAGAAAGGUCACGUAUCAAAUUCCCAAAAAGUGAAGCCCUGUUCAAGCAAUGGAUAAGCAAGAUUAAACGACACGAAGGGCCGCUAUUCGAAGUAACGAGGCACACAAAAGUAUGCUCCAAACAUUUCAGAGAUGACGACUUCGUUCCAAAUGCGGCCAGUGGGAAACACAUCCUCCGGGACCAUGCUGUUCCAUCGAUGUUUUCGUUUGCUUCGCCAAAACAAAAGCCACGCCGACCACUGAUCAGACGCAGCUUUCUGGUGGAAAAGCAAGUGAGCACCAUUACUGCAGAAAGCCAAGAAGGACAGGAAAAUACUGUUCCUCCGGACAGAGUCACAGAAGAAGUCAUGUCACCUCAAGACAAACUCGACACGGCAUUGACAGAACGUGCUUGUGCUAAAGAUGACCUGGCAAGGAAGGAAACGGUCAUCACUAAAUUGACAGAGGAGCUUCAGGAGCUGAAGUGUCAAGUACAGCUCAAGAUAUCAGGAAAUUAUAGGCUUAGCCACGAGCUGGAAAUCUGCAAGGACAAGUACAGAAGACUUCAGGAAGAAAGAAUGCCUUUCUGCAUUGAGAAGUUCCGGGGCAGUAACGAGGAUUUCCAGUUCAAUACGGGCCUUCCAAACUAUGCUACUUUUUGUGCACUUCUUGAAUAUCUUGCCCCUGUCGAAAAUCCGGAAAACAUUGUUCCGUGGAACUGUGAAAAGUCGCGAGACACUGGUGCUAGUGAGACAAGGGGACGUCCUCAGAAACUAAGCACUGAGAAGCACUUCCUCGUGCUAGUGAAGCUCAGGCUGGGUCUCUUCCACCAACACCUAGCACACCUGUUUUGUGUCUCGAAGAGCUACGUGUCCAAGACCUUCACUACAUGGAUAAACUUUGUGUAUGUGCAACUUGGACCACUUCUCCUUUGGCAGUCACGCGAAACUGUUGAUUGCACAACGCCAGACGCAUUUAAAGACAGCUACCCAACAACGCGUGUGAUAAUUGAUGCUACUGAAGUCAAAUGCGAGGCGCAAAGCUUGUUCGUGAUGCAAUCAAGAACGUACUCGAACUAUAAGUAUGACUAA